CUCUCUGCGGAAACCGAGCAGGCAGCCCAGCGCCAGCUCAGCGUCCGUCAGUCGAAUGCGAGUCUUUUUUCCUGCUUUCAAAUUUCCCACGGAAAGCGCAGGAACUCCCAGCGGCGCCGAGCGCGACGCCGAUUAGCUGCGCGCAGCUCAUUUGCAUUAACGUCAGUAAAGGCUGUAGGUCAAUCCUUGCGGGUGCUUUUAUUGGAUGUGCCGCUGUCAAGCAGUGCUGAAGAAUUGGAAGGGCAAACGCCAGAAAAGGCAAAGAAUAGACAAACAUAAAAUCAGCAACAUGUAGCUCGGUGCUGCCUCGCCUCCUCCCUCUUCAACCUGAAGUAAUCCUGCCGGACCAGAUUCAAGAUUCGAAACUUGUGGAGACGGCGCGGUCUUGUUUUUUUCCGAUUUUUUUUUCUCUGAGUGUCUCUCAAGCGAUUGCAUUCUCCAGAGGUGGUACCUCCAUAUAUUCCAGUCCCGACAGUCUCCACAUCCUUUAUUUGCUCCAGAAUGAGACAAAACGCUGGGGCUUGAUGACAUUGUAACCAACUGCACCCGGGUUUGGACCUCUUAUAUCAGGCGGAUCAUCCUCAACCGGUCAGCGGACGCGUAAAUGGAGAUUUUAAGCCAUCCAUUAAGAUUUCUCCGCUUCCCCAAUUGGAGAUAGAUGGAGUGUUCCGUCCGACUGCAUGGCAUUAUGUUUUACGUUGGGUUAUUAACGUCGGAACGAGCGUCCAGAAUAACACUCUGCAGUGUGAAUAUUUCAGCCUGUUGAUGAUGAACGACUCAGGACUGGAGCAAAGUGUCGUGAGAACCGGUUUAUGGCCCGUGUCUUGAGCUGAAGAAGGCAAGCUCAUUGUUACGGAGAGGGGGGAAGAAAGCAGCAUCAUUUUGAUGGCUCUGUGGUGGGGGUGGACGACUACAUAUGAAACCUUGGACACACAAAUGGAUAAAACUAUUGCGUGAAGCUGGCGGCGGUGGGGGGGGCUGCCUGCCUGUCUGUCUGUGUGCGCGCGCGCUCGCUCGUUCGUUCGCUUGCUUGUGCGUGUGUGUGUGUGUGUAUGUGUUUAGGCCUGCUACUUGAUAACAGUGAAGUUGUGGAAAUAUGAGAAAAUGGUGAUGUGGUACGACGAAGGCGAGAAGAGGAGCAGGGCUGAGGGAUAACAACGUCCAUGGGGAUCUGAGCAGCCCAGCUGAAGGAUAACGCAGUCCAAGUUUUGCAGUAUAAGACAGCUGCUUUUAUUAGAAAUCUCUAAUUAACUUCAUCUGAAAAACAGAGGGAGGAAAUCAGCUUCCAGGUCGGAGGGUGGGGGAUAGAGAGAUAUAUUAUUCAUGCCUUGUAUUAGAGAAAUUGGAGAACCGGCUUUGCUGUGGCCUAGAUAAUUGACAUAUUUAUAUAGAACCUUAGGAGCUUAAAAAGACAAAAAAGAACAAAACAGUGGACGAAUGACACUGGGAUAGCCUCAAAGUAAAGCUCUCACGCAAAAAGAAAAAGGCUGAAGUGGCGUUGAAGCAUGGGCUGUGCUUCAAGUAUUCAUAUCUCUGAUAGGGUGGUCUACCACAGUGGAAAAGAGUCUGAGGAUUCCCACUCACCCCAGCAGACUAACACCACUCAGCAUCAAGGAAAUCCUGCCUCAGGACUACUCCUCAAACCCCCGAGCUGCAAGACCACAUUAACAGAGGUGCAAUUUGGACCAAUGAAGCUAUUUAAAGACCCACUUCAGGUACUUUUAGUUUUUGCCAAAGAAGACAGUCAAAGUAAUGGCUUCUGCUGGGCGUGUGAGAAGGCCAACUUCAGGUGCAGCGUGGCACGAACACCCGAGUCGGCUCUUGAAUGCUUCUUGGAGAAGCAUCACGACCUUGUCAUCAUUGACCACAGACAUUCCAGACACUUUGACGCUGAAGCACUAUGCCGGUCCAUUAGAGCGACGAACUCUUCAGAAAACACUGUGAUAGUCGCCGUUGUAAAAAGGCCAGACAGAGAGGAAGCUUCUGUGAUGCCCCUCAUCAAUGCUGGCUUUAAUAGGAGAUAUGUGGAAAAUGCCAACAUUAUGACAUGCUACAAUGAGCUGCUACAGCUGGAGCAUGGAGAGGUGCGGGCGCAGUUCAAACUAAGGGCUGGAAACGCUAUUUUCACAGCUCUUGAGCAAAGCCAAGAGGCGAUAGAGAUAACAUCUGAAGAUCAAGUAAUUCAGUACGUGAACCCUGCCUAUGAAUCCAUCAUGGGCUACCAACAGGGUGAGCUAAUAGGGAAGGAAAUAAUAGAAGUGCCUAAAAGUGAGAAGAAUAAGCCUGAUCUCCUUGAAACGAUAAACUCCUGCAUUCGGAAAGGAAAGGAGUGGCAGGGGAUUUAUUAUGCCAAAAAGAAGAAUGGAGACAGCAUUCAGCAAAAUGUGAGGAUCACACCUGUAAUUGGACAGGGAGGAAAAAUCAGACACUAUGUGUCUAUCAACAGGCCUUUAAACGAUAAUAAUAGGAGUGAAAAAUCCAGUGAGCGUGUGCAGGCAGAGUCUCAAACAGACAUUCAAUCCAGUAAGCACAAAGACCGGAGGAAAGGCUCUUUGGACGUCAGAUCCACAACAUCUCGAGGGAGCGAUGGGAGCUCUCAGCGCAGGCACUCCUCCAUGGCCCGGAUUCACUCCAUGACUAUAGAAGCUCCCAUCACCAAGGUCAUCAACAUCAUUAAUGCAGCGCAGGAAAGCAGCCCCAUGCCUGUGGCAGAGGCUUUGGACCGGGUACUGGAGAUCCUGAGGACCACCGAGCUCUACUCCCCACAGCUGGGCACCAAGGAUGAAGACCCCCAUACCAAUGACCUUGUAGGGGGACUGAUGACAGAUGGUUUGCGCAGAUUGUCAGGGAAUGAAUACAUAUUCUCUACAAAACACCCCCAUCACAUCCCCAGUCACCUGACAACUCCUCUGUCAUUGAACGACAUCCCGCCUCGUAUCGCCCAGACCAUGGAGAACGAGGAUUCAUGGGACUUUGACAUCUUCAACUUGGAGGCUGCAACUAUGAAGAGGCCUUUGACUUACUUGGGCCUGAAGAUCUUCUCCCGCUUCGGGGUGUGCGAGUUUCUAAACUGCCCUGAGGCCACACUGCGCUCCUGGCUACAAGUGAUUGAAGCUAACUACCACUCUAGUAACUCCUACCAUAACUCUUCUCAUGCAGCUGAUGUCCUACACGCGACAGCAUAUUUUCUCUGUAAAGAGAGGGUAAAGCAAAGUUUGGAUCCCAUAGACGAGGUGGCGGCGCUGAUCGCUGCUACCGUGCACGAUGUGGACCACCCAGGCCGCACCAACAGCUUCCUGUGCAACGCAGGAAGCGAGCUGGCCAUCCUCUACAAUGACACAGCGGUGCUGGAGAGCCACCAUGCAGCACUCGCCUUCCAGAUCACCACAAGGGAUGAUAAGUGCAACAUCUUCAAGAACAUUGAAAGGAAUGAAUAUCGAACACUACGACAGGCCAUCAUUGACAUGGUGCUCGCAACAGAGAUGACAAAACACUUUGAACAUGUCAACAAAUUUGUCAACAGCAUCAACAAACCGCUGGCUGCUCUAGAGGAGAAUGGGGGAAACAAUGAUGAAGAGUCUGUCAAAAGCGUGCUGACAACCCCUGAGAAUCGCAUUCUUGUGAAGCGAAUGCUGAUUAAGUGCGCAGACAUCUCCAAUCCAUGUAGGCCUCAGGAGCUCUGUAUAGAAUGGGCUGGACGCAUUUCAGAAGAAUAUUUUGCACAGACAGAUGAAGAGAAGAGACAAGGUCUACCGGUGGUCAUGCCUGUGUUUGACAGAAACACGUGUAGCAUCCCAAAGUCCCAGAUUUCCUUUAUAGACUACUUUAUAACAGACAUGUUUGAUGCAUGGGAUGCUUUUGCAGACCUUCCUAAUCUUAUGCAGCACUUGGACAACAAUUUCAAGUACUGGAAAAGCCUGGAUGAGAGGAAGCUGCACAGCCUGCGGCCGCCUCCAGAGUAGCUGCUGCAGGGUUUGGUCCUGCGAAUCUGUAGUCCCCCCUUCUGCUGGGUUGUCUCCUCACUCUCUAGCAGCCCAACCAGCCAAAGGCCCUCCUCGCCUUCACUCUCCUGCUUCUGUAGCAAGCCAAGCAUCCACAUGUCCGUAGAUGGAGAAACCACAGAAGGACUUCCCAACGGGCAGUUACAGCAGAAAACACUCCUGGCUGAUAAAGAUUGUGACAAGCAGACAUGAACACACGUGAUCCUUAUAAACUUCUUGUGCCUCCCAGGCAAUUUCUGUGUAGCUGGUAGAUUGAUAUGACUGAGAGAGAGUCCUCACAUGCCUCCUGGCAAAGCAGCCAUCCCCUCAUCGCCACACUGGCUUUCCUGUUUGCCUGAAGUUGCUGGUUUGGUAAAAACUGUUUUUUUCUACUGAAGUGAAAAACACUAGAGUAAUGGAUCGAAGAGUGGUCUGGAUAUGAAUGUGUAAGGUCAACAUCAUCACCUUAGACCUCCAGCCCUGUGCUCCACACAAAGCAAGACUGCUCCUUCGGCCCAUGGAGGUCACGUUAUGAAAGAAUAAUUCACUGUUUUGGGGUAUUUUUUUUCUUUGUUUGUUCUUGGCAAUAUUUUCGUUAGUCCAUCAGAAACACAUCCAACUUGACACAUAGCUGUCACAAAAGUCAUGCGGUAGGGGCAUGCUUUGUUAUUUGCAUCUGGGAGUGGGUCCUUUAUUUAGGCCAAUGCUAAAAGAUAUAAAUCCUUAAUAUCAUGAUCAUAGAUAACUAAUUACAAGUGAUUUGGUAUGCAAAAUAUUUGGUAUGUUCCAUAUUUUCUAUUACAGAAUAAAUAAAUGAAUUAGUUAAAUAAAAACAACAAUUAAUUUAAAGAGAGAGAGAAAAGCCAAAGUUGAUGAAAACAAAUACUGCAACUCUCGAAGAAUUAUUAUUCAUUAGAAGCACCAUAUUACACGUUUAUUUUCAUAUCAGAAAUGCAGCACCAGUUUGAAUGAACACUUUUGUAUUGCACUGUAAACAAUAUUAUAAAUGUCUACGUCUCAGUGAUUUGUCCAGGGAUGGGCUGUUGCAUUGGAGAAUAAGCUGUUAUCGUUGAUCAUCAGGAGUUUAUGCGUGUGCGUGUGUGUGGGUGUAUUAAUUGUUGCAACAGUCCCUAACUCUUGGUUUGUUGCUGUAAACCGCUUGGCAUUUGACAACAGCAGAAAUAUGUGAAAAAAACAUUUUGGACUUGAAAUUUUUUUCCUCCCAGAAAUUUUUGUAUCUGGUUUAUCCUACUGAAAAGACUGCCUUAUUUUAUACAAUAUUUAUACAGUACAUCCCACUGUGCAACUGCAACAGACAUCUGGAGUUUUUAUUAUAACAUAGUCAGAAGGUUAUGUUCAAGUAAAUCUCGAUAUUUUUAUAGACAAUGAAUUUUACACUGGAUUUGCAGCAAAUGAGAUCAACCAUUCUAGCUAUCUGAAUACUUGUGAUUUGGAUGGCCACACGGAGCAUGUAGACAGAGAACUACAGUAAAUGGUUAAGAAUGAUGUGGAUCGCAGAGUUGUCUAUCACUGUCGUUAAACAGUCUCCUAGAGGGAAGCUUGCAUUUACUUUGUUUUGUUUUGUUUAGUUAGUUUUUUUUUUAAUCAGACACCAUUCUACUUUGGCCACUUGUCCGACACCUUUAUGCACAGAACCAUGGUUUCAGAUUAGGAUACUAAUAUAUGUUAAACAUUGUUGCUUAAUAAGAAUAUUUUGUCCUUAAACAGUAUAUAAAUGCCAUAACAGCUAAGCAAAUGAUGGUUAACAAGAUGUAUUGACCUCUGUUAUUUUUGUUUCUCUCUAAUGACAGAAUUGUUCACUCGAUCAGGGGAUUUGUUUUUUAUUCCUUCUGAUUCAUAUCUUGGUCUGAAGGCACGGAUUAAAAUUAGAAACUAUUCAAUGAAUAAUAAAAUAAUAUCAGUUA
Betta splendens (Siamese fighting fish) is the source of this 5905-nucleotide messenger RNA. It is a transcript of the gene pde8a, whose product is annotated as phosphodiesterase 8A. Gene Ontology annotation, biological process: cellular response to epidermal growth factor stimulus; positive regulation of ERK1 and ERK2 cascade; signal transduction. NCBI's taxonomy places the organism in Eukaryota, Metazoa, Chordata, Actinopteri, Anabantiformes, Osphronemidae. The record is from RefSeq and is a predicted model, not a curated record. The transcript has 22 exons. The coding region runs from base 1506 to 3962 and encodes 818 amino acids. Gene Ontology annotation, molecular function: 3',5'-cyclic-AMP phosphodiesterase activity.